Malaya genurostris is the source of this 1313-nucleotide messenger RNA. RefSeq lists its product as uncharacterized. The transcript has 4 exons. Lineage: Eukaryota; Metazoa; Arthropoda; Insecta; Diptera; Culicidae. Bases 24 to 1313 code for a protein of 429 amino acids. The record is from RefSeq and is a predicted model, not a curated record.
AUACUAUUGGAAGUGAAAUUCAAAUGAAGCUCACAAGAAAAAGUAUUAUUGCUAUUCGUGAUACCGGACUCAUACCGAUAGCUCUGGUGAUGGAUCAGUCUACAACAAAUCAAAAAAUGAUUCGUGAAGCUGGCGGAACUGCUGAACAUCCAAUAAUACAAGUUGACAACGAAGAUAUAGCCGUUAUGUUUGAUCCACCCCAUUUGUUGAAAAAUGCACGAAAUGCACUUUAUAAGUACAACGCUGUAUUCGAAGACCAGAUAGCCUCAUUUAAUCACAUCAAGCUUCUUUUUGAAACUGACGUGGCAUCCACGUUGCGUUUAGCUCCCAAACUUCUUUAUAAAGCUAUUCAACUUCCACCAUUUUCGAAAAUGAAUGUUUCUAUAGCAACACGUACGUUAAGCGAAUCAUGUGCUAUUGCCAUUCGACAUUAUGUGGAAAUAGGAUCACUACCAACAGCAGCACUACAAUCAGCGUCUUUCAUCGCACUCCACGAUAAACUAUUCGAUACAUUCAAUUCGAAAGAACGUUACGUGAAUUCAAUUGGCAAGCCUUACAGAACUCCAAUAACAGACAAUUCUGUGCAUCUUAAAUUUCUAGAGGAAACACAACGAGUCUUCAAGACAAUGUACUAUACUGUAAAUACGUGCUUCAACAUUAAAACAGCAAAAAAAUUGUCCAGAGCACUAACUAGUGCCCAAAAACGUCCGGUAUACCUUAAAGGUUUUAUAGGGAACAUCAACGCUUUGAAGUGGAUUUUGAACACGCUAAAAGAACAAUACAGCUGCAAUUAUUUAUGCACAAACCCACUGUGCCAGGACUGCUUGGAGAACUUUUUUUCUGAAAUUCGACGCCGUUGUGGGUUUAAUGAAGCUCCUAAUGCUUUCCAAUUUUGCACUGCAUUUAAAUAUGCCAUGAUAUCAUCCAGUAAAUCAAGUAACAUCUCCAAUGAUGGCAUGAAUUGUGAGAACGAUAGGCUUCCAUUUUUCCUGAAUGAGGAAGAUCUUGAAGAAACUUUCACGGCGGUGUCAAACACUCCCACAUUUGAUUUCGAACCAUUAAAUGUUGAUGCACCCUAUCAGUUCCUCGCGAAGGACAUAAACGCAUUGAUAUAUAUCAUUGGAGCAGCAGUUCAUAAACUGCCUCAUGCAAGAUGUCGUUCAGUGUUGAAAAUUGAACAGGAUAACGCUUCCUCGCAUAAUGAAGAUUACGCGUUUUGCAAAUUAAAAUCUCAAUUUUCUUUUCGUCAGAUUAAUAUUCCUAACAACAAACUGUAUGAUAUUGGAUUAGUUUCAUUUGCCAAAACAUGUUAA